AUGGCCACAGUUGGACGAAAUGCAGAGCUGUACGAUUGUCAAGUUACCGCCUGCCAGAAAUUCUUUUCGGAACAACUACCAGACGUUUCAAAAUGCCGGCCAUUAACGGAGGACGAAAUACCCGAAACCAUGAAAAACUAUGCCAGACCGCUUGACUUGUACGAUAUAACAGGCGUAGAUGCUCGUCAGGUAAUUGAGCUACUGGUUAAAAUUAUAAACAACGGAGAUAAGUUUACGAAAAACAAGACCUUCUAUUUUAUGUUGCACAAAAACGACGAGAGUAAAGAAGAUGAGCAGAUAGUGGAGCUGUUCAAACUCAGAGCGAAUCCAACCAAAGACCAACCUGGCAAUGGCGUUGUGUUCAUACGUCCGAGGGGAAGGAAAGUUUUUAAACGAAAAGCCAAAAAUUACGAGCAGAUCCAUAGUGCUUUGAGGGCUUAUUACAAAAAGGAUACUAAAUCCUUCGCGGAGCAUAUCCAGGAACUAUUUCUGGACAAUACAGUGGAUAAAAACGAUUUUCCCCAAAUCACCAUCGAAGCCUACAUGAUACUGCUGUUUGAAAUAAUAAUAAUAAUAAUAAUAAUACAGUAUUUAUAUAGCGCUAUUUCUAUUGCUAUAUUCAAUAGCGCUUUACAAUUCAUUUAUAACAAUUAACAUUUUUUUUAUAUGAUCAAAGGCGCUUUACAAUUAGUGUCUCUUCCACCCAUCCCACCCCAGGGGAGGACAUCCACCACACAGUAAUCUCGUGCGUGGGAAAUUAACGUCUCCUACCCCAACCCUGCAGGAGACGGGGCCUACGAUUUUACGUCCUAUCCGAGAAGACGAAGCAAUGUGAGUAAAGCGUCUUGCUUAAGGACACAACGUCAUGCCCCAGCCAGGACUUGAACCCGGGCCGUCGAACCCAGAGUCCAGCACACUGACCACUGGACUACUCACGCCUCGCCGUUUAGUCGCAUCGAAAGAGCCAAGCGAAUUAAAAGUCCAGUAUGACAUGCUUCCCAUUGGAAUCGCUAUCGUAAGGAUUGUGAAGCUGCUCGAGUAUGGCGAAGAAGAAAUAUGCGCAUUCAGGGACGUUUUUUCCCCUGGCAGAAAAUUUCAUUGUUUCUCAGGUUCUCCCCAGGUCAGGAAAGAAUCGAUUGUCAACAUAAAUAAAUCUCCCUUCGUUAACGCAGAGGGAGAAAAAGAGAAACUUAUUGAGAAGGCCACCAAGGAACUUCAAGACACAUUC
Molecule: messenger RNA, 1228 nt
Organism: Pocillopora meandrina
Lineage: Eukaryota; Metazoa; Cnidaria; Anthozoa; Scleractinia; Pocilloporidae
Source: the annotation of a GenBank genome assembly